Messenger RNA from Yarrowia lipolytica CLIB122, 666 nucleotides. RefSeq lists its product as uncharacterized. The record is from RefSeq and is a predicted model, not a curated record. Gene Ontology annotation, cellular component: cell wall. NCBI's taxonomy places the organism in Eukaryota, Fungi, Ascomycota, Dipodascomycetes, Dipodascales. Gene Ontology annotation, molecular function: structural constituent of cell wall.
AUGAAGUUCACCGCCGCCACCCUCCUUCUCGCCGCCGCCGCCUCUGCUCUUGACGUUGUCACCGACGGCUCCAAGCCCUUUGGCAUCAUGUCUCUGCGAUCCGCCUCCGCCAUCCACCUCUCCUCGGUAGGCGUCUCCGGUGACGCUCUGACCAUUGGCUCUUCCGGCGCCAAGUUCACCAUCAAGGACGGCGUCCUCUACGCCGACGACAAGGCCAUUGACUUCUCCUCCGGCGAGGCCAAGGUCGCUUCCGACGGCAAGGGUACCUCCGGCGUCACCCUCGAGAAGGGCUACGUGACCGUCCCCGGCUUUAACUGGGCCGGCUGCCCCGAGGGCAACGGUUACGCCGUCGACGACAACUCCAAGUGCGAGGACGACGGAAUCCCCUUCGGCGCCUACGCUGUUGCUGACACCUCCGCAGAGUCUUCUGCCGCCCCCGCCUCUUCUGCCGCCGCUGCCGAGUCCUCUGCCGCCCCCUCUUCCGCUGCUGAGGCCAAGCCCACCGCUGGAGGUAACACCGGCGCCGUCGUCACCCAGAUCGGUGACGGCCAGAUCCAGGCUCCCCCCUCUGCUCCUCCCGCUGCCCCCGAGCAGGCCAACGGCGCCGUCUCUGUCGGUGUUUCUGCCGCCGCUCUCGGUGUCGCUGCCGCCGCUCUCCUCAUUUAA